Molecule: messenger RNA, 1410 nt
Organism: Prunus armeniaca (apricot)
Lineage: Eukaryota; Viridiplantae; Streptophyta; Magnoliopsida; Rosales; Rosaceae
Source: the annotation of a GenBank genome assembly
AUGACUGUUAAGACAGGGCGCCAGAUUGGAAAUAGGUUGGGCCAAUGCAUUGAUGUGAUGGAAGGAGCAGAUGGUGAAUGUUUGGGUAGGUAUUUGUGUAUUAGGGUUCGGUUGGAUGUAACCAAACCUCUUCGCAGAGUGAUGAAGCUGCAAUUUGACCACUCUUUAGAGGCAGUGAUUGAGUUCAAAUAUGAACGACUACCUGAUUUUUGUUAUGUUUGUGGGAGGAUUGGCCAUGUAGUCAAGGAGUGCAAAAUUGUGGGUGCCAUAGAGAAGGAAGCAAAAGAAAAGCCUUAUGGUUCUUGGUUACAUUCGAAGUUUGAGGUGGGGAGGGGGAGAACUAUCAGUCCAAGGAAGCAGGAGGAAGAGAGGAAUAGUCAACGAUCUUUUGGGAAUAAAGAAGGAGAUUGUUCAGGAGUAUGUGGAGAUAAGGGGCCUAGAGGUGGGCCACAUGGGCAUUAUUUUAAACAUAAGGAACAUGGUACUGGUGGUUCAGUUACAAUUGAGGAUGAUUUAGUUGACAAUGCAUCUUUGGCAAAUAGAUUCAAGUCCAAAAGGGGGGCAGUGAAGGGAGGAAUAAAUUCACAAUCUGUGAAGGGGAAUUCAUUGGCUGACAAAUUGGCUGAGGCUGCUCGCCGACGGAAGGCAGAAGAAGACGAAAUUCAACGAGCGUUGCGCGAGGCAGCUUGGGAGACAGCACAAGCAGUAGCUGCUGAUAAGUCAUAUACCAUGCCUAAAAUUCUGAGUGAUCAGGAAAAUAGAAGGGGAGGUGAUAUGAAAAGCAAGGGAAAUGGAGCUGUGCUGAUAAAUCAGAUAGACACUCAACAAGAUGAUGUUGGGUCUCUUUCGAGAGACAAUGUUAAGACAGUAGCAGAUUGUUUUCAUAAGAUAUUGGGCACAUUAAAAAAUAAUGAGGAUGCUAUGGUACAAGGAGGGGCACAAGCUGAUGCAGAGAAUGAAUUGAAAAGUGAACCUAAGAAAGUGGAAUCAGUAGAUAUGGCUAAUAAAGUUGAACAAUAUGCACUUAUGCAAAUUGAUAAUGUCAGCGGUUCUGAAACAAGAGGAGAGGAAUUGGUUAAAGCAUGUGGAGGGAGAUGGAAGCGCAAAGCACGACUAGUGAAACCGAUUGGAGAAAAUACAGGUAGUGGGCUGGAUAACAAUGUGGGAAAGGAGGGGGGAAAAAGAAAAUGUGAGGAAGAGAUUGUUACAAAUACAUUUGUAACAAAAAAAGUGAAGAUAGAGAAAGAGGUUAAACUUGUUGAGAUAGAACACGUGGUGGGACCCAGUGGGACUGGCCCACCACGAACAAUGAGAAUUUUAAGUUGGAAUGUCCAGGGUUUCGGGACCCCUGGGACGUUCCAUUCUCUCAAGCGUAUUUUGAGGGAGAAAAAACCCGAGCUGUGGGAUUAG